Brachypodium distachyon (stiff brome) is the source of this 827-nucleotide messenger RNA. RefSeq lists its product as uncharacterized. The record is from RefSeq and is a predicted model, not a curated record. The coding region runs from base 99 to 593 and encodes 164 amino acids. Lineage: Eukaryota; Viridiplantae; Streptophyta; Magnoliopsida; Poales; Poaceae. The transcript has a single exon.
GAUCUCCUGCCAAACGCACCCCCAAGCCCAACUACCUAAAACAUCCAGCCAAAAUACACCGCUAGAGAAAAACACGGCCAGAAGAAACCAAAUCGGAGAUGCAUCCCCUCACCUUCCUCCUCCUCGCCGGCGCCGCCGCCGUCGCUGCCGCGAAACCGACUGCCUACGAGGCGCUCGCGACCUUCGACUUCCCCCCGGGCAUCAUCCCCAAGGGGGUCGUCUCCUACACCCUCGACGAGUCCACCGGCGACUUCACGGCCCACCUAAACACCUCCAAAACCUGCGAGUUCUCCAUCCAGGGCUCCUACUCGCUCCGCUACCAGCCCACCAUCAGCGGCCGCAUCUCCGUCGACCGCCUCAGCAACCUCCAGGGCGUCUCCGUCAAGGUCCUCUUCUUCUGGCUCAACAUCAUCGAGGUCACCCGCAGCGGCGACAACCUCGGCUUCUCCGUCGGCAUAGCCUCCGCGGACUUCGGCCUCGACAAUUUCCUCGAAAGCCCCACCUGCGGAUGCGGCUUCGACUGCAACCACGUCCUGCUAGAGCAGCAGCAGCCCGCAGAAGAGUCGUACCUGCGCCUGCGAGGUGCGUUCUAGAAUCCCAUCUAGUUGCUGGGAGAAAACUCGCUUCGUAAUUCAGCUACUCGUUGGAUGGAUUAUCUUGCUCUUGUUUUUGCAAGAAACCAAGGGGUUAGUAGUACUUUUUAGUGCUCUUUCAGAUGCGCCAACAAGUUCAGAACUCAGUUUCGUACGAGUGGGUCAGUGUUGUACCGUUUCAGAAAGUUUAGAGAAGAACACUUAAGAUCAAUAAAGGUUUCAAAUUUCUAAAUA